AUGGAUGCUAUGCCUAACGUUAUGUCUCAAAAGCAAGAAAUAGGGGGGAUUGACAGAUGUUACCCAAGUGCAGAUGCCUUUGAUAUGCAACUGAUGAUUUUACAAUUUCAAGUCGCGUUUGCUCAAGAAAGUGAGAAUGGCAUUUCACCUUUGGAGGAAUCAAAGUCAGGGGAUGGCACAGUGACUUUCUUCCUGCCCCAAGAUUCAAACUCGCGAGACCUGAAUGGCAGCUCGCAGAAUAUUGACGGAAGUGAAGAUGCUCAAAUGCUGCCUACAUUCAGCGACACGACUGACGGGAACUGUGGCGCAUCUGCAGCUGUGAAAGUCAUGGACGUCAAAGGCAGCCUGUUCCUGAUGCUGAGUGGACUGUACGGCAUAUUGCUGGUGGUGCUGGGAUCAGUCAUACCAAUCACAGAGUCCUUUGUGACCACAAGGCACAUGUACGCAUUUGAGGGUUUUUACAUCUACCUGUACGUGGUCAGCAUCAUCUUCCUCGUCUACGUCUACGCUUACUUGCUCCGGAGGAAGAAACUCAAGACGGAAUUGCUGACGAAGACGCUGACACGAUCAAUUUCCAUCACGAGAGGGUGGGCAAAGACCUCCACCAAGGCAGAUGACUCCUCGUCAACGAGAGGAAAGCGCAGGAGGCAUAUCUCUGUAGACGUAUCUCCUCAUACCGGCAGUUUCUACUUACGCCUUGGUGCCGUCGGUUUCGGUAUCGGUAGCAUGAUCCACAGUGGCCUCCACUUCGGGCAAUACCUGGUGUAUGAAGACGGCCUCGCACACUGUUCCAACAUCAUGAAGUCAGCAGAACCCUUUCUCCACCUCAUCUUCACAUUCACACAACUAUACUUCAUAUUUCUCAAUUCGAAGAUGUGCAUCCAUCGUUACAAGAUCAUUGCAAGGUUUGGGCUGAUGCACAUGUGUGCUGCAAAUAUAUGUGUCUGGUUUAGGAGUAUCGUCGUUGAGACGUUGCACACGAUACACACGCACCAUCGUGGUCAACAUAACGAGAGUCAUCACCAUGACUACCACGCCGACCACACAGUAAGCUAUGGUACAAACGGUCAUGCCAAUGAGUCUCUGUGGGAUGAGGACAACACAACACUUAUACACGGACGGGCGCUUCAAGCAUCAGUGUUGACGUCGACUGGAGAUGUCUGUCCACAGAAAACUAUCAUGACUGAGCUUGUCGAGUCCUCAGGCCCCUACCUGUACCCAUGCACUAUUGAGUACAGCCUGAUGUGUGCAGGCAUUCUAUACGUAAUGUGGAAGAACGUUGGAUACCGACGGAGGAGAAGCCGCACUGAUUCUGAUGACGAAGAUGAAGACGAUGAAGCCAUGAGCCAUCAGAGAAUGAGCGUGGACUGUGCAGGAUCCAACCGAGGCUUAUUUCUCGGCAUCCUUCUCACGGUGGGGUCAGUCAUCUCAAUCAUAGCGUUCUACGUCCUAGCGGCCCAGGAGGCUAUGUCUAGCACAGCUAUUAUCCUGACACACCUCUCUGGCACCUGUAUCUAUCUGCUCACCACUGUGGCACUUGUUAUUGCUGCCCACAAGAUGAAACAUCAUCGCUUCCACUCUGAACACAAGGGUGAUCUGGAAGACACACUCAUCCUCAUUUCCUACACUGGACUGUUGUGUUUCUCAAUCUUUAGUCUCGUUGCUGCCAUCUUACAUCCGUACGACGAAAGGAGUGCCCUGACGAUUGUUUCCAAUAUAAUGAUGAUGGUACAAGCUACGAUGCAGACAAUAUUUAUUUUGGCCGGAGAUCGUAUGACUGCUGCAACACCCAUACAGGUUAGGAAGAAACCUGGUCGGGAGUUGGUAACCUUUCUGUUGCUGUGCAACUUCGCUAUGUGGGCAAUGAACACCUUUCAAACACAGAAGCCCAAACAUAACCCCAUUCAGGUGGAAUUCUAUGGACAUGAAGCAUGGGCUAUAUUUACUCAUAUUUCAGUACCUCUAGGCAUUUAUUAUCGAUUUCAUUCCUCUGUGUGCUUAUCAAAUAUCUGGAAAAAUGCCUGGAAGAUGCAGAGGCACAUCUGA
This is a messenger RNA of Haliotis rufescens (red abalone), 2046 nucleotides long. Its product is annotated as proton channel OtopLc-like. Gene Ontology annotation, cellular component: membrane. The record is from RefSeq and is a predicted model, not a curated record. Lineage: Eukaryota; Metazoa; Mollusca; Gastropoda; Lepetellida; Haliotidae. Bases 1 to 2046 code for a protein of 681 amino acids. The transcript has 10 exons. Gene Ontology annotation, biological process: proton transmembrane transport. Gene Ontology annotation, molecular function: proton channel activity.